This is a messenger RNA of Gaeumannomyces tritici R3-111a-1, 549 nucleotides long. RefSeq lists its product as hypothetical. The coding region runs from base 1 to 549 and encodes 182 amino acids. Lineage: Eukaryota; Fungi; Ascomycota; Sordariomycetes; Magnaporthales; Magnaporthaceae. The transcript has 2 exons. The record is from RefSeq and is a predicted model, not a curated record.
AUGGAGCUGUGGGGGCCUUUCAACAGUACGAGGCGGCUAUCCUGCAGAAGGAACAGCCAGCGGUCUGGCCACGAACUGGAACCGACGGAAUACGCCAGCGGUGCUUCCUUCCGCUCGUCCGAGCAGCACGAUGGACGGGCUGCGCAACUUCCUCUGCCUGCCUCUUUGACGGCGGCGCGUCUAGAUUUCACCAUUCGACAAGCCCCAGGGACUCUGGAUGCAAGAUUGCCGCCGACUACUCAACGUGCUCGCAAGGACUUGGCAACCCCCCACGAACGCACACCGCGCUUGCUUAGCUCAGUUCGCUUCCAUGUCCAGCAGGAGCUGCUCCCGCUGGCUGCGCCAGCGCGGCCCAGGGCGUUUGGCGACGACACAUACCCUCCAGACCCGUGGGCGUCGCCCCCCGCGGGUCCCAGCAUCUUUCCAAGACGGAAUACGGCUCAGGGCUUCAGCUCUGUCUACUUUGACGUGCCACUCACUCGGCCCCGAGCGGAUGUGAUUCUCGCGCAAGCCUCGCCGCCAUCGAGCCGCUAUGCUGUCCUCCAAUAA